AUGGUAGCGCCAACACUCACCAACCCCUCACUCACCGCAGCCGUCUGCAGCCUCGAACACAAGGCCUGGGCAGCCCUUUGCAGCUCCGGCCACAAGCUACUACCCAUCUUGUCCAGCAAUCCUGUCAUGAUCUUCCCUGGCGACCUCAUUCUCACAGCCGUCUCUUCGCCAACUGUCCACGAAAUGCUGCAGAGCCCCGAGUUCCAGCCGUGGUACAACUAUAAGCUGAGCCACGACGAGGUUAUCCCGCUUGGUAUAGAUAGCGCCAUGAUAUACUACCGUGUCGAGGCACAACGUGCAGAUCAAUCUUUCAAGGCGAUUUGCUCAAGCGCGUGGGUGCUGGAGGGCCAAGAGUGGAAGAUGGCGAGCCACCAGCAGACCUUGAUCUGA
Messenger RNA from Didymella exigua CBS 183.55, 390 nucleotides. RefSeq lists its product as uncharacterized. Bases 1 to 390 code for a protein of 129 amino acids. Lineage: Eukaryota; Fungi; Ascomycota; Dothideomycetes; Pleosporales; Didymellaceae. The transcript has a single exon. The record is from RefSeq and is a predicted model, not a curated record.